UCUACUUUGUCAGAUUACAUGAGCGCUUGUUACACUGAGCCAACCUAACGCAACUUCACUGUUUUUAUUUUAAGUACUUGACAACUUGUUCAAUGACUCUAUAAAUAACCUCACUUUGUUCAUUUUCGUCGAGUGUCUGUGUGAUUGAUUUUUUUGAGGAUUUUCCUAACUAUAAAUUUUGCCAAAUGUCUACCGACUUCCUCCCAGUGUGACGAAAAUAAUAAUUGAAAGUUUUCCUAAUGGUUGAGUUGCGACCGCCAUCCUCGAUGAAGCAAAUAAAUAACUUGAUGGUGGAAAAAUCGUACAGUUUGAAUGUGUAUCCCGCCUCAGUCAGCGAACUGUCAACGAUGAUUGGCCAUGCGCGCAAAGAAUCCUUUCCGGAGGAGGCCCGCGCCCUCUUCAAAAAGUCACACACGUGCGGCAGUUUAUACGCCAAGUGCGGCUGCAACAAUGACUCCUCGACGCCUCUCGUGCAGACCUACUCAACCCCUGAGCCACCCCCCAGCCCCUCCAAGAGGGGCUCCACGCCGGUCAUAGCCACCAUCUACCCGAGAGCCGACACCAAACGACUCUCCAACCCAGAAAUCAACAACACCUCGAAGAAAACCGUCAUCAAAGCUAACGUUUAUUUAAACCAUCCGGAGAUUACUUUCCCCAUUCCGGUGGCACUCCCGAAGGAAACUUGUGAUAGAUCAAAUCUCGCCAAAUCGCUCGACUUGGAGGAAAUCAAAAAAUCCAACCUCGACUACCACAAAUAUAACGCUUUAGCCUACGAAAGCAGUGCUAGUAAGGACGAAGAGGCGAAGAAGUUUCUCAGCGAUUUUGGAAUCUUCGGUCCUAUGGGCAACGGCGUGGCUACGACCCUCCGGAGGAGCUCCAAGAACUCGAUCGAUGGCGAUGUCAUCCAACAGAUUCGGAAGAAUUCCCGGAGUCUUAUUGACCGGCAUUCCGGAGCACAAGAAGAAAACGAUUAUUUGAAAACGAUUAUCGCGAGAUUAAAAAAAGAACUUUCGGAACUGGAAGUCAAGUAUGGGACGCUGCAAUCGGAACUUUACGAAACUAGAAGAGAGCUCACUUGCAAAGAAAGCGAAGUUCUAAAAUUGCAAAGAGAAAUUCAUAAGCUCAAGAGCGUCCUUCAGCAAACCACAACAUUUAUCCACGAUGGAGAUAUUCUCACGAGCCUUCAGGAAAAGCACGCAAUGGCAAACCGAGCUCCACAAAGUCAACAAUCUCUCAACAACAGUUGUUGUUUGAAAAAACAAGGUGUAUCAGCCGAAUCAAGUGAAUCUACCGGUCAAGCAAGCGACAUUACCAUUCCAAAACAUGAUAAAGAUUUCAGAUCAAAACAACUUAUCAAAGACGCCAUCAUGGACAAUAAUUUUUUACAAAACUUAGAUACAUCACAAGUGAGAGAAAUAGUCGAUUGUAUGUAUCUCAAAGAGUAUCCUCAAGGUUCCUAUGUGAUCAAAGAAGGAGAAGCAGGGGCGCAUUUGUUUGUCUCAGCUGAGGGUGAUUUUGAAGUUAUGAAAGAAGAUAAAGUCUUAGGGCACAUGGGACCAGGGAAAGCUUUCGGAGAGUUGGCCAUUUUAUAUAAUUGCACAAGAACUGCUUCAAUUAGGGUUGUUGUUGAUUCAAAAGUCUGGGUCUUGGACCGAAAAGUGUUUCAACAAAUCAUGGUUCGAACCGGACUUCAGAGAUUACAAGACAAUAUCAAUUUCCUCAGAUCUGUUCCUCUUCUUCAGAAUCUCAGUAACGAAGUUUUGGCUAAAAUUGCAGAUGUUCUUGAAGUCGAAUUUUAUCCUGCAGGUGUUUAUAUAAUCAGACAAGGUGCCAACGGUGACACCUUCUUUAUCAUAAGCAGUGGAAGUGUUAAAGUCACACAACGCAAACAAGGUUCAAUGGAAGAUGAAGAAGAAAUCCGAAUUCUUCAACGUGGUGAUUAUUUCGGUGAACAAGCUUUACUAAAAGAAGACUGCAGGACUGCCAACAUAAUUGCGAUGAACCCAGGAGUGGAAUGUUUGACUCUUGACCGAGAAUCUUUUAAACAACUAAUUGGAGACUUAAGUGAAAUCAAAGAAAAAGAUUAUGGUGAUGAACAAAGAAGCAAAAUCAGUUCAACUUGUACCGAAAAGCAAGAAUACGAUUUUAUCAAUUUAGAUGAUCUCGAAGUGAUUGCAACACUUGGGAUUGGAGGUUUUGGUCGUGUUGAAUUGGUUCAGUAUGUGCACAACCCAUCGUUAACAUUCGGUCUUAAGUGCCUCAAGAAGCAACAUAUUGUGGAUACCCAACAACAGGAUCAUAUCUUCAGUGAACGGAAUAUUAUGAUGAGUUGUCGAAGCAGUUUUAUUUGCAGAAUGUACAAAACGUUCAAGGAUUCGAAAUAUGUUUAUAUGUUGUUGGAGGCUUGUUUGGGAGGAGAAGUUUGGACGAUUUUAAGAGAUCGAGGAUGUUUUGAUGAAGACACGACGAAAUUUAUCACUGGUUGCGUUUUGGAAGCCUUUGAUUAUUUGCACAGUAGAGGGAUAAUUUACAGAGAUUUAAAACCGGAAAAUCUACUUUUGGACGCCAAUGGUUAUGUCAAGCUUGUUGAUUUUGGCUUUUCGAAAAGAUUGGGGUAUAGUAGCAAAACUUGGACUUUUUGUGGGACCCCUGAAUAUGUAGCUCCUGAAACUAUUUUAAACAAGGGACAUGAUAGAGCUGUGGACUAUUGGGCUCUUGGAAUUUUAAUGCAUGAGUUGUUAACAGGAAAUCCACCGUUUACAGCUUCAGAUCCAAUGAAAACUUACAAUUUAAUAUUAAAAGGGAUUGACAUGAUUGAUUUUGCCAAACAUCAUAUUGGAAGAGCAGCACAAAGUCUUAUCAAGAAAUUGUGUCGUGAUUUACCAUCAGAAAGAUUAGGAUAUCAAAAAGGUGGAAUACAAGAUAUUAAAAAACAUAAAUGGUUUCAAGGAUUUGAUUGGGAUGGUUUAAUCAAUCAAACACUACCUUCACCCAUUAGACAACCAGUGAGAGGUUGUUGUGAUACAAACAAUUUUGACUGUUUCGGAAAAGAUAACGACAUUCCUCCAGAUGAGCUUUCAAAUUGGGAUUUGGAAUUUUAACAUAAAUAUGAUCUUUAUUUUGUUUUUACAAGUGAAAUGGACAAUAAUUGAUGUAAUGAUCGUAAUAAAUUCAUAUCUUUUACAA
Messenger RNA from Tribolium madens (black flour beetle), 3186 nucleotides. RefSeq names its product cGMP-dependent protein kinase, isozyme 1 (gene Pkg21D). The transcript has 8 exons. The record is from RefSeq and is a predicted model, not a curated record. Bases 240 to 3101 code for a protein of 953 amino acids. Gene Ontology annotation, molecular function: ATP binding; cGMP-dependent protein kinase activity. Lineage: Eukaryota; Metazoa; Arthropoda; Insecta; Coleoptera; Tenebrionidae. Gene Ontology annotation, biological process: protein phosphorylation.